This is a messenger RNA of Musca domestica (house fly), 4372 nucleotides long. RefSeq names its product protein TANC2. NCBI's taxonomy places the organism in Eukaryota, Metazoa, Arthropoda, Insecta, Diptera, Muscidae. The record is from RefSeq and is a predicted model, not a curated record. The annotation marks the transcript as partial. The transcript is spliced from 4 exons. Gene Ontology annotation, molecular function: protein binding.
UCUUUGCAGCAUAACCGCCAGGAGUCUAUAUCACCUGAAUAUCAUCGUUAUUCCAGUAUUGGUAAAUUACCCAAGGCUUCGGCAGCAGCGGCAAAUUCAAAUAAUCCAGCAUUGAAUACAAAACAUACCGUUACCGUUGAUAUUCACAGCAGCAGCACCAGCAACAGCAAUAACAAUCUUCAUCACAAUGUUGGCAGCAACAACACCAGCCACAAUGGUACAUCAUCGUCCAUCAGUUCGACGGGCAGCAGCAGUCUGCAUGGUCACCACCACAGCAACAACAACGGCAACUAUGGCGAAAUUCAUGCCUCAUCAUUUGCCACACCACCGACACGCCGUCGCUUUUUCAAUCACAAAAAUUUGCGCAAUGCCUUAACUAACGGUGUCAGCGGUGUGGUUGGUCAUCGUCGUACCGCUUCGAAUGGUGGUGUUGGCAGUGGCUGUCCCAUUGAUACAUCCUCGAUAUUAUCCGAAGGUAAAGAAACGAAUGCCUUGAAUACCUCAACAUGUUCUGAUUCGGCUGUGACACGAAGACGCCGCAAAAAUGUAAGCAGUAAAUUGACCUCAUCAUCGGAAUCAACGACUGGCAGUGAAAAUCGUUUGAAUCGUUUAAGUUUGGCUGGAACAUCGGUGUAUGCUGGGCACCUGUCAUCGCUGGUGUUGGGCAAGAUCAAAUCGCUGUGGAGCGUAAAUUCGAAUUCAUCGGAAGGCGGUCUAAAUCAAUUUACAGCCAGCGAUCAUCUGGGCUCGGAGGCGGAAAAACAAAAAGACCAGCUACGUGCCCGUUUGGGUCUGCUACUGGAUCAUGAUCAAAACGGCAAUGCCAGCAAUACCAUCAACACCACCACCAGCAGCAGCGGCUCAUCGCACAACAUUAGCCCCGAACAGACCUUGGCCACCGGCAGCUCUGGCCUUUCCGUCGAUCAUUAUGGUGGCAGCCAGCUAUCGGUGGCCACCAAAGAUGACACCUACAGCUUAAGUGGUAAAAUGAAAUCGUGCUCCCUCACCGACAGCAAUGGUUAUGAAAUAUUACCCCUAAAACCACGUAAAUCGGUAGCCAGACGUUCGGCCCGCUCAGCCCAAUUGGGCGGGAAUAGCAAACGGAAUGCCAUUUAUAAACCUGCAGCUUUACAGCAACAACAACAAACGCCUCCUGCCAUACAAUUGCCCCUGAAGCCGUUGUUCUUUGAGGUACCCUUGCAGGAGCCGGAUCCACCAUUUAUUGGGCGCCAGUGGCUCAUUCGAGAACUGGCCAAUACUCUGACAGCCACAGAGACUCCAGGAGUUUUGAUAAAUGGCAAUCCAGGCACCGGAAAGACGGCUUUUAUUCUACAAUUGGUGGAAUAUUCUUGUUUUGGGCGACGCAAUGCCGCCGCCACUAGUGCGGACAGUGACCCGGAUGGUAUCUAUUACCAAAUCAGCUCGGUUACCGAUCGUCUUCGCUCCUUGGCCUCCUAUGUGGUGGGCUAUCAUUUUUGCCAGGCCGAUGCCAAUCUAACCUGUUUGGUACCCGACUUUGUUCACUCUCUGGCUGCCCAGCUGUGCCAGGCUCCCCAAUUGGCCGCCUAUCGGGAAUAUCUACUCAAUGAAACCCAUUUACAGGAUAUCCUAAGUGUCAAGGAAUGUAUUGCCGAUGCCGAACGGGUCAUGCGAAUGGCCAUUUUAGAGCCCCUGACCGUCCUUAAGAGGGCUGGAAAAAUACCUGCCAAAACUUGCAUUAUCCUGGUGGAUGCCCUGUGUGAGGCGGAAUAUCAUCGCCCGGAUCAUGGCCACACCAUUGCCACAUUUCUUGCCAAAAUGACUCAAUACUUCCCCUCCUGGCUAAAGGUGGUGGCCACGGUGCGCACCCAAAUGUUAGAAUUUGUCAAAGGACUGUCCUACACCAAAAUGACCUUGGAUAGUUGGGCAUCCAAUGAUCUACUGCAAAAGGAUAUGCUGGACUAUAUCACUUUUCGGGUAAACAACUCCAUGGAAAUUCAGAAAAAUGUGGCUGUAGUCAAGGAUCACAACACCGGACAAUUGAAAUUCAUUGGCCACCUCCAGACGCUGACAAAGGGAUCCAUGUUAUAUGCCAAACUAAUCUUGGAUCUGAUUGAAAAGGGCCAACUGGUCAUCAAGUCCACGAGUUACAAAGUGCUGCCCAUUUCAUUGGCUCAAAUCUUUCUGCUGCAUUUUAAUCUGCGUUUCCCGACGGCCUGUAGUUUUGAAAAGGCUUCGCCGAUUUUGAACGUUUGCCUGGCUGCCCUCUAUCCAUUGACGCUGAACGAGAUCUAUUACACCGUAUGCGCCAUGAAAACCGAUGAAGUUAUGCCUUGGGAUGAAUUCUUGCAGAGAUUCAAGUUGCUCGACGGCUUCCUGAUCAAGCGUAUCGACAACACGUAUAUGUUCUUCCAUUCCUCCUUCCGGGAAUGGCUGAUUCGCCGUGACGAAGGAGAAUCAACGAAAUUUCUGUGUGAUUUUCGUUUGGGUCAUGCAGCAAUUGCAUUCCGUUUGUCAAGGUUGCAGGCUCCGCUGGAUGCGGAACAAACGCUGGAAUUGGGCCAUCACAUGCUGAAGGCGCACAUUUAUCGCAACAAUCAGGGUCCACAAUCGCCAAGGGAUAUGCAAUCGUAUUGGGUCUCCACCGUGUCCGAUAAUGUCUCGGCGGCCUUGGGUUCCUUGCGCAAUGUCUACAGUCCGAAUUUGAAGGUGUCCCGCCUUAUUCUGCUGGCUGGAGCUUCUCCCCAUUAUCGCACGGAAUUUAUGGGCGAUGCAACCAUUCUUUGCAUAGCAGCCUAUGAAGGUAUUGUGCCCAUGGUUAGUUUGCUGCUGGAAUUUGGGGCCGAUGUGGGUCUGACCAACAGCCAGGGUUGUACACCCCUAAUUUUGGCUGCCAUGAGGGGUCACUGUGAUGUGGUGCGUCUCCUGGUGGCCGCCGGCAGCAGUUUGGGUCAAUGUGAUACCACCCAACGCUGUGCCUUAGUUCAAGCGGCCCGCAUGGGACGCCUCAAUGUUGUGAAAUAUCUGCUGGCCUGUGAUUGGACUCCCCGACCCGAUUCCAAUGAUGUCAAUCUGCCCACUGCCAUACAUCAGUCCCUGAUUGCGGCCGCCUCCCAGGAUCACAUUACAAUUCUGGAAGACCUGCUGGAUAUGGAAGAUAUUGAUGUGAAUACCAUUGAACCUUGUUCUGGAGAGUUGGCCUUGACCUCGGCGGCCCGCAAUGGCUGCUUGAACACUGUUGAGGUGUUACUGACACGUGGAGCCAACAUUGAUCUACACAAUAAACAGGGUUUCACUGCUCUUGGCCUUUCCGUCAAAGAGGGUCAUUGGGCUGUGGCCGAUAAACUCCUACAAAAUGGUGCUGAUCUCGACGAACCUGUGACUUCGGCAAGAAAAACCGCCCUCAUGAUUGCGGCUGAAGAGGGCCAUUUGGAAAUACUUGAAAUGCUCAUUGAACGCGGCGCCAGUUUAGAGACCCAAGAUCAUGAAGGUUUCACAGCCCUGUCAUGGGCCUGCCUUAGAGGACGCCAGACGGCAGCCAAAAUCCUGAUAGACAAGGGUUGCAAUAAAAAUCAUGCCGAUAAUAAUGGUCGAACAGGUCUCGAUUUGGCCGCCUAUCAAGGCUCCGCGCAUUUGGUCCAGUAUUUAAUGGAUCAGGGUGCACACAUAGAACAUGUUGACAUCAAUGGUAUGCGACCAUUGGAUCGGGCUAUCGCUUGCCGCAAUAUCCAGGUGGUGCAGGUGUUUUUGCGCAAGGGUGCCAAACUGGGCCCGACCACAUGGAGCAUGGCCAUGGGUAAACCGGAAAUUCUGGUGGUCUUACUGAAUAAACUACUCGAAGAUGGCAAUGUGCUGUAUCGGAAAAAUCGUUUCCACGAAGCUGCCCACCGCUAUCAAUAUGCCCUGAGGAAAAUCUCCAAUUUGGAAACGCUUCUUGAGCGCAGCGCCGUUUUUGCCCAGCUGAGAACGAAUCUAUUGUUGAAUUUAUCCAGAUGCAAGAGGAAACUAAAUGAACUUGAUGAAUCAAUAGAUUUGGCUUCGCAGGCUAUUGCGCAAAAACCCAGCAGCUAUGAAGGUUAUUAUGCCCGGGCCAAGGCACGCAUGGAACAUGGUGAUUUGAAUGAAGCCCUAGCCGAUGCCAAUGAGGCCAUGCAAAAGGCGGCCCAAAGUGGCGUGUUAAAUGAGGUCAUAGAAGUGCUCAAACGUAUACAGGCUGAACUGCUGCAGCGCAUAACAAACGAGGGACGUAAUCAACAGACUUCCUCGUCCACUUCGUCUGGUUACGAAGUAAGCAAUGCCAGCGGUACAUCGGCGGCCUUAAACGAUGGAGGUGCCUUUGAAUCUCAACAAGAGAUAACGGAUUUAUAAAUUCAGAGAGCCUUACAUACACACA